Molecule: messenger RNA, 783 nt
Organism: Terrapene triunguis (Three-toed box turtle)
Lineage: Eukaryota; Metazoa; Chordata; Testudines; Emydidae
Gene: LRRC3
Product: leucine rich repeat containing 3
Exons: 1
Coding region: 1-783 (260 amino acids)
Molecular function (GO): protein binding
Source: RefSeq, a predicted model, not a curated record
AUGAUCAGAAUGUUCCUGGCACACCCGGCAACCUCACUGGCACAGCUGUCCUCCACCCGCGUUUUCUUCUGCCUCCUCCUGUGCAUCCCUCCUGUGUGGACCUCCUGCCCCCAGCCCUGCCAGUGCACAGACCACUCAGGAGCCAUGGCUGUGCUGUGCAGCUCAAAGCAUUUGGAUGAAAUCCCAAAGGACAUUCCCAAAGAUGCUGUGUUUGUGAAACUCGAUGCAAAUAAAAUCACCCAGAUCCCCAACAACGCAUUCAAACAUCUGAACCACUUGGAAGAGCUGGACCUCUCCAGAAACGCCAUUGAGAAGAUAGACAUGGCAGCUUUCAGAGGGGUGGCAGACGGGCUGCGGACACUGGAUCUUUCCAAUAACCUUAUUCAGAGUAUUCCCAAGGAAGCCUUAGUCAAACUGAAUGCUAAGAUCCGCCUGUCCAAUAACCCGUGGCACUGCGAGUGCGCUUUGCAGGAGGUGCUCUCGGAAGUGAAUUUAGAUCCCGAGUCAGUGAACGAGAUCACCUGCCAAACCUCUGUGCGCGAAGAAUAUGUCGGGAAACCUUUGAUCCAGGUCCUGGACUCUGGCGUCAAUUUCUGUAACAUCCAUCAAAAGACCACAGAUGUCGCCAUGUUCAUCACCAUGUUUGGCUGGUUCACCAUGGUCAUCACCUAUGUGGUGUAUUACGUUCGACACAACCAGGAAGAUGCCAGGAAGCACCUGGAGUACCUUAAAUCACUGCCUAGCACCCAGGUCCCCAAAGAGACCAUCAGCACGGUCCUGUAA